AUGAAUCGCCGCUACAAUAUUUCCCUUCAAUUCGUCCCUGUGUUGGUAAUCAAUAGCAAGACUUCGAUGCUUACUACGGAUAUCCUACUGGAAGUUGAACUGAAUCGUGCCGCUGGACCGAAUAUAACUACAGUAAUCGAAUCGGCUCAUCUUUCCACAGAACCACUUCACUCUCCAAAUUCUGAAGCUCGAGUUGCAGUGCCGUUGAGCAAAUUUCCAAUGGAAAGUGAUCUACUUUCGGUUUUGAACUUGAUCUGGAAGUUAUCACUGAAAGGAUCUCUAGUGAAACAUCGUUUACAUCUGGAUUACACUGUUAAGAACCAGGAACCGCAGCUUAAAUACACGUUUGAUGAUAUCGUUGAGUUGACUGUUCCAGAUGUACAAUUCGAAAUAUGCACACAAGUUUUAUCUCAACAACCGGGUGCCCAACUAUGUCGAGCCACGUCGCCAUGUCAUUUUGUGAUUUCGAUUCGAUUUUUGAAAGAGUCAUCGUGCAGUUUGUUGGUAGUGUUGGAUGCUGAUGAUCGGAUGUGGACACUGGUUGAAAGGACUAAAAUGGUCACCGUGAAAGACAGUGGUCUGGGUCAACUUGCUCUCACCAUUAUCCCAGUUGUUGCCGGAUAUCUACCUUUCCCAAAUGUGUCAAUUUAUGAAUGUCAGCUGGCGUCCGACAACAUUAUUCCUGGCAACGACAUACUUUUUUUCAAUCGGACCGCCGGAAAACAAAUUCGAGUUUUAUCACCGAAUAACUCUGAAAAUAAUAACUUUGGAAAAGAAGAUUCGGCCAGAGGAUCCAAUCGAAUUAAGAAGACAAUCGAGAAACUUUUUGAUUAA
This is a messenger RNA of Caenorhabditis remanei, 834 nucleotides long. RefSeq lists its product as uncharacterized. The record is from RefSeq and is a predicted model, not a curated record. The transcript has 4 exons. Bases 1 to 834 code for a protein of 277 amino acids. NCBI's taxonomy places the organism in Eukaryota, Metazoa, Nematoda, Chromadorea, Rhabditida, Rhabditidae.